AUGUCUCUUCGUUAUGUUCAAGCAAUGCAGCGUUCUUUUUCGGCCGUGGUUAGGUCGAGAAUCCUCAGCCACCAGAGCGACUUUCGAUCGAUAUCACGAGGUUGCGACGUGUUCAUAAACCACCGAGGCAUCGACACCAAAAAAAACGUAGCUGGAUUGCUCUUCGAUCAUCUUACUCGAAUUGGGCUUCGACCCUUUUUAGAUAGCAAGAAUAUGAGACCUGGAGAUAAGUUAUUCGAUGAGAUUAAAGAAGGGAUCCGGAGUUCUAAGAUCGGGAUUGCCGUGUUUUCGCCACGGUAUUGUGAGUCUUAUUAUUGUUUGCAUGAACUUGCCAUGAUGGUGGAGAAUAAAAAGAAGAUCAUACCGAUCUUCGUCGACGUUCGACCGUCUGAGCUUCAUGUUAAGUAUAGCCAUAGCUGCCCGGAAAAUGAGCUGCAGAGAUUCAAUUGGGCACUUGGAGAAGCCAAAUACACCGUUGGACUCACUUUCGACUCCAUUAAUGGGGAUUGGUCCAAGCUGUUGAGAAAAGCUUCAAACGCCGUCAUUGAUAAUCUGAUCGCGAGCGAAGGAGUUCCGAUGUCGGAUAAUCAAGCAGCGUAA
Molecule: messenger RNA, 600 nt
Organism: Cucurbita pepo subsp. pepo (vegetable marrow)
Lineage: Eukaryota; Viridiplantae; Streptophyta; Magnoliopsida; Cucurbitales; Cucurbitaceae
Product: putative 2' cyclic ADP-D-ribose synthase BdTIR
Biological process (GO): signal transduction
Source: RefSeq, a predicted model, not a curated record